GAAGGGCUAGACAGCGCUAGCAUGCUAUGGAUGAGGCGGGGCGUUUGGCACAGAAAGAAUUUGGCUGUUGGUGUCUGCCAGAUGGCCUCAAAUGGUGAAGAUGGUAUUGCUUGGUACCAAAAAAAGAUUGGAGCCUAUGAUCAACAGAUAUGGGAAAAGUCUAUAGAACAGACUGAGAUAAAGGGCUUCAAAAACAGACCCAAAAAGAAAGGUCACAUACAGCUGGACCUAAUAGAUGUUGACUUGAUCCGAGGGUCUACGUUUGCCAAAGCUAAACCUGAAAUUCCUUGGACUUCUCUUACAAGGAAAGGAAUUGUGCGGGUUGUGUUCUUCCCAUUUUUUAGCCAUUGGUGGAUACAAGUCACAUCCCUGCGUAUUUUUACGUGGCUCCUAGUGCUCUAUUUGUUACAAGAAAAUGCAGUGCUGAAGGAAGAACAAAUUGUAGCAAUUGUGUUAUACUACAUGAUGCCUGUUAUGAAUGCAAGUGAAAUUAUUGGACCUUUGUGCCUAAUGCUACUGAUGGGAACCGUACAUUGUCAAAUAGUAUCUACUCAUCAGCUGUCUAAACCCUCAGGGACCAAUGGAAGCAGUGCUAGCAAGAGAAGAAGAAAAAUGCGCAAAUUUACAGGAGGUGAUGGAAGCAGAGAGAUCAGUACCUAUACUUCUAUUGACAAUAUCAGCAGAGGAGAAGAGCCUUCAGGGUUGGGAUCCAGGAUUAGCAGCCUCUUUGACACAGUCUUGCACAGGAGGAACAGGGAGGGGAUAAAAAGAGGACAACGGGUAGCCGAUAAAUGGACCGAAACGGAACACAGCAGUGGCAUGAGGCGCAGGAUUUCCAAAUCUGAACAUAGUCUGCAGCGGUCCAAGGAUCAUGGGAUAGAGUUAAGAUCAGAGAAGAAAAAGAGUACUGACAGACACUCUGGUGUUUCUGAGGAACCCUCAAGUGAAGAGGAUGCUGAUGCUAUGAGUCAGAAAAUAUUGAUACGUAGAAGUGUCGAAGGUGCUUCCAAUUACAACACGAAUGAGAAUCAGAGAAGGACAUCAGCUGUAAGCCAGUUAGCAUCUCAGGUCAAGGAAGCCAUGAACUCUAUGCAAGACUCUGACAGUGUAACGGACUCAGAAUUAGAUGCAACAGUUCUUCAUGAGAUCAAAUCCCAAGUUAGUAGUGGGGGAUCUCGGAGUGGCAGUGUAUCUCAUAGAGACUCAGAAAGCACCCGCCAUGGUUCUGAAACAGAGGACGUGCUGUGGGAUGACUUGCUUCAUGGGCCAGAGUGCCGCUCCUCCUUUACCAGUGACAGUGAAGAAGCCAAAGGAAAAGAAGCAAGGGGAAGCAAGCGUGAUCUGAAGGAAGAUGUUUUCCAGCAGAAUCACUUAUUCUGGCUGCAGAACACAAGUCCUGCUUCUUCCAAAGUGAGUGCUCUCAUCUGGGAGGGGAAUGAAUGCAAGAAACUGGACCUGUCUGUGCUGGAGAUCAGUGGGAUCAUCAUGAGCAGGGUCAAUGCCUGCCAGCAAGGAUCAGGUUAUCAAUGGCUGGGAAAUAUUGUUACAGUUGGUUUGGCAUUCCUUCCGUUCCUCUAUCGACUUUUCCACUCAAAGACCUUGGAGCAGUUGUGGUCACUUUCUUUAGAAGAACUUCUAUUUAUUUUUUGUGGGGCCCCCACAAUCCCCCUUGUUGUCCUCCUUGCAAUGAUUAUCUUUCUUGAGCGACUAUGCCUUACCUGGAUGUUUUUCUUCAUGAUGUGUGUUGCUGAGAGAACAUAUAAACAGCGAUUUUUGUUUGCCAAACUUUUUAGCCACAUUACCUCUGCUCGGAAAGCCAGGAAGUAUGAAAUCCCUCAUUUCAGACUGAAGAAGCUGGAAAACAUUAGGAUGUGGUUAUCACUUCGCUCCUACUUAAAGAGGCGAGGCCCACAACGAUCUGUUGAUGUAAUUGUAUCCUCCAUCUUCUUACUGGCUCUUUCAAUUGUUUUCAUAUGCUGUGCACAGGUUUUAAAGGGUCACAAGACAUUUCUGAAUGCAGCUUACAACUGGGAAUUCCUCAUCUGGGAAACAGCCCUGCUUCUCUUCUUGCUGCGCUUUGCAUCUCUUGGGUCUGAAACCAACAAGAAAUACAGUAAUGUUUCAAUUCUGCUUACUGAGCAGGUAAACUUAUAUUUAAAGAUGGAGAAAAAGCCAAAUAAGAAAGAACAGCUUAUUCUUGUGAACAAUGUCCUAAAGCUGUCUACCAAGCUCCUGAAGGAGUUAGAUACACCAUUUAGACUCUAUGGGUUGACAAUGAAUCCCUUAAUCUACAACAUUACACGUGUGGUGAUCCUGUCUGCAGUCUCUGGUGUUAUAAGUGAUCUGCUAGGAUUCAAUAUCAGAUUGUGGAAAAUCAAACCAUGACUUGAAGAACAGAACCUAAGUCUUCCCCUGUGCAAAGCCCAAGAGUGAUCAAUGGAGGCAAGACAGAUGCCUACACGGUCUUGGUUUGGAAGCUGGUGCUUUAACCAACAUGCAUGCAUCCUCCUUACUCUUCUGAGUGAUCGUAUAUCUUGAAGAUAUAGUUCAAUAAACCUUGGUAAAUUAUUCUAAUAAGCAAAGAUUAUCUUAAUGGGACAAAUCUGCAGCUCCCAUGGAGUACAGCAGAAACCACCCAUUGCCUCUUACUGGAGAAAUGUGAAAUUAAGAAUACAUUGCAGCACGAUAUAGUUCAAACUAGUCCAGCUGGAGCAAACUAGAAUACGAACAAGCACAUGACCCACAAGGAUAGAAGAUACUGGGGCAAUGUGGUUCUUAGACCAGGUCCUUGUUUCUAGCAGAAACACAUAUUUUCUGUAGCUUACUGUUGAUCUACACUUUGAAAAGUCUGAAGUACCUCUACUGCAAAGCCUAGUAUCACUCAAAAAAAGCUUUCAAAUUUUUUUGGCUGACUUACAAGAGAAAAAAGAAUGACAUCCUAUCCCCAUAAGAGGAGUAUAAUCUCUCCAGGCAUCUGGCAGUUCAGACUGCAGUUGCUUAGUAACAUACAACCAGCACCAGAAGGUGGCUUACAGUAGGUCUGCCACACACACCAGGAAAGAUGAUAAUUUUUAUAUUAUGUGAGCUCAGAUUGAUCUGUACAAGCACCACAAUCUCUCCAGGAGAGAACACAGCAAUGUUUAUACCUUGCCAUGGAGUGAGAACAGAUUUUUACACAGUUUAAGAAGAAAUUAAAAAGCCAGAUUCCUGGUGGGAAAAGAUUGUACCACCCACGGGUGGCACUUAGCCCCAUGUAAAGUGGGCUGGCCCUGAACAUUUUCCUAUUCUAGGGGACUGAUGAUAAAACACUCUACCGGCACCUGCUGCCAAGUAGGGUUCAGGAAGAAUGUUGCUGCUUCAUACAUGCCUUCUCCCUAUAGGUAUACUACUAUGUACAUGUUUGGGAAAAUCGUAUUCACAAUUAAAACCCUUAACAUCUCCCAAAUGCGUGCACAGGCAUUAGAACAUAUUUGUAUGGUUUUCCCACACAAUAUGGAAAAGGUCUGACGUAACAUGGGAAUCAUUUUUUAAAAUAAAAGUAACUUCACUUGCUGAAGGGGAAGAAACUGCUAUCUUUCAAGGGAGAUUCUGGCCCUAGAGCUUUCUAAGGAAAAUACAAUACCCUCCGUGCUGGCAGAAGUAAAGGCUGUAAACUGUUGAAAGAAAUCAUGACAACUAACAUCCAACUAAGUCAGAUAUAGUGUCAAAGAAAAGCCAAGGAAGAAUGGACAGUUCUGUCCAUUCUUUGUAAAGGUCAAAUAUAUAUCUACAGCUGUUGGAGUCAAAAGCAGAAGAAUUGUUUGAAGCCUUCCCUACCAAAGAUGAAUAUAACUGUGUUAUAGUGUGCUUGUGUAAAAGGUUUCAGAAGCAUGAGAACUUUUGCAAAAUGUAUCUGUUGCAACAAUGUAUGUACAUCUGCUCAAGUGUUUUUGAACAAUAUGCUAACAAUUGUUUUCCUUCCACUCAUAACUGGAAUGAAUCCAACAUUCUUAUGAGCUGUAAACCAAAGGAGUUAAUUCUUCACAAA
Molecule: messenger RNA, 4027 nt
Organism: Gekko japonicus
Lineage: Eukaryota; Metazoa; Chordata; Lepidosauria; Squamata; Gekkonidae
Gene: PHTF1
Product: putative homeodomain transcription factor 1
Exons: 20
Coding region: 22-2385 (787 amino acids)
Cellular component (GO): endoplasmic reticulum
Source: RefSeq, a predicted model, not a curated record